CGUGUUUCUUGGUUAUGUUUACUUACAUAGAAUCAUUGAUAUAAUAAAAAACUAUUUUCUAUUAGGAUAAUUAAAAGAAAACAAAUAUUUUAUAUCAUCAAGUCAAAUCGAGGAUCGUUAAGGAUAAUCAAAUACAUUAUAUGUAUACAAACUAUAUCAAAAUGAAUGCUAAUAUAUGUUACUAAAAAUAUUAUGUUUUAAAUCAGGGGAUUAUAAUUUAUUCAAAAUAUUCUAUAAAUACUUCAAAUGCACAUAACAUAAAAUAAUAAUAUCUUAAAAAAACAAGAGCAUGGAAGAAAAUAUGGAAUACAGUGAUAAUGAAUUAGAAGACAGUAAUGAUGAAUCUGAAAUAGUAGUUAUUGAAGAAAAUGUAUCACCAUCCAACAACGAAGAAAGUAAUUCGAACACUGACACUAUUUUCGAAAAUAUAAGUAGUAAACCAGUUAUAAAAUGUGAAACAGCCUCUGUGACAGAAAAAUCUCAGGAUCACAAUAAUGAUAGUAUAAUAGAAGAUUCCGAUCAAGUAUGUUCAAUUUGUUUGGAAUCAUGGACAACAACUGGAGAUCAUCGCUUGUGCUGCUUACGUUGUGGACAUUUGUUUGGACGCAGUUGUGUUUUAAAAUGGUUACAAGUUUCUUGUACAUCUUCUACCAGAAGAUGUCCACAAUGUAACAUAAAAGCUCAUUUAAAGGACAUUAGGAAUUUAUAUGCUAAAAAAUUGGUUUCUAUCGAUAACUAUGAACUUGAAUUAGUGAAAAAUCAAUUGUCAAUUGUAAUGGCUGAAAAAAAUCGCCUUGAAUCAGAAUUAUCGACUAGCAAUAUGCGAACAAAGUUAUACGAAGAACAACUGACUAAUAUGAAAACUUAUAUAGCUGAUCUACAAAGUCAAUUAAAUACAGUUAAGGGGGAUUUGAAUCACUGUAUGAAAAACGAAUUAACAAGCACUAAGUUUCAUCUUGAACAUUCUUUAGAGAUUUGUAAAGAGGAUGGUUGUCGUGUGUUAGAUUAUAAUCCUUGGUAUGGAUUAUUGGUCGUUUCGCAAAAAUCAGAAAAUCCCAUAUUUGCAGGAUAUGGUGUCAAAAAAAUAGAUGUGGAAACCUUUGUAUCACGACAAUUUCUUUUUCUUCAUUCUCAAGCUAUAAGAGACAUUAAUUUUCACCCUUCACAACAGAAUAUACUUCUAAGCGUUGGCUUUGAUAAAACUGCUAAAUUAAUUGAUAUUCGUAACAAUGUUAUAAUGCAUUCCUAUAAAACAGAUUUUACAUUAUGGAGUAGCUGUUGGUCAAGCGAUGAUGCUAAUGUUUUUUUUGCUGGUGCUCAAAACGGAUCAAUAAUACAAUUUGAUAUUAGAAAUACUUUGGGUCCUGUUGAUAAUUUACCGAGUCCUUGUGACAGAUCGCCUGUUGUUUCUUUAGCAUCAGUACCAGCGUAUGCAGGAAAUGGAAUCACUAAAGGUGGAUUUAUAGCAUGUCAUUUAAACAGUUGUAACGCAUACGAACUUAUAGAAUCCACAUAUGUAUACAAAGAAAUGAAUUUGCAAGGUCCUUUUUUUUCCGCACGUUAUGAUAAAAAAGAUAAUCAUGCUCUAAUAUCUUGUCGACCUAACGAACAAACACCUCAGGCAAGGCAUAUUGUAUGUUCUAUUGAAAAUGGAAAUGAUAAUAUGGUCUUAUGUAAUGUUAUACAUACGUUUAAUGCUGGACAUUCUCAACGCCUUUUGUCACGACCUUGUCAAGUAUCUGUUGAAAACGACACACUAAUUGCAGCCCAUCAAGAAUCUACUAAAAGCAUUCCAUUCUGGAGUAUGACAACUGGCAAUCAAGUGCAUAAUCUUCAAGUAUCUGAUUCAAUCAUAGAUAUGUGUUCUUUCAAAUUUAACGAUAAUGUAUAUUUAGCAACUCUUUCCGCAAGAAAACUUAGAAUGUACAAACAUAACUCCUUGUGACAAUGAUACUUUCCUAUCUAUUUUACUGCUUAAUCAAUUAACUUAUAUUUGAUCUAUUAAGAACAUAAUUUAAAAAUAUUACAUGUAAAUAUUUCCUUUGAAUGUAAUAAUAACUUAUGAUUCUACUGAGAAACUAUAAAUAUAUAUAUAUUUUGAUA
Polistes canadensis is the source of this 2103-nucleotide messenger RNA. It is a transcript of the gene Rfwd3, whose product is annotated as E3 ubiquitin-protein ligase RFWD3-like. Gene Ontology annotation, cellular component: nucleus. The transcript has 3 exons. Gene Ontology annotation, molecular function: ubiquitin protein ligase activity; protein binding. The record is from RefSeq and is a predicted model, not a curated record. Gene Ontology annotation, biological process: protein ubiquitination; interstrand cross-link repair. Bases 290 to 1945 code for a protein of 551 amino acids. Lineage: Eukaryota; Metazoa; Arthropoda; Insecta; Hymenoptera; Vespidae.